AUGGCGAGCGGUAUUGCAACAGUGAAGGAAGUUGUGUCGGGCGACACAUUCGUCCUCGUCGGGGCGCCUAAAGGGGGGCCGCCGCCGGAGAAGCGGCUGUCCCUCGCGUCCGUGCAGGCGCCGCGCGUGGCGAUGAAGUCGCUGAGUCACGAGCUGCAAGACGAGCCUUACGGCUGGGCUGCUCGGGAGUGCAUGCGGAACCGGUUGAUCGGCCAGCAAGUCGAGUUCAAAGUGGACUACGUGCUGAGCAACAAGGAAUACGGAACCAUCAAAUUCAACGGCGAGAACAUUGCCUGCAGCCUCCUCAAACAGGGGCUCGCGAAGCUGAAGCCAAACAGGAACCCGCCGUGCGCCCCCGACAUCGAAGAACUCGAGCAGUGCCAGGACUUCGCCGAGCAGCGGCAGCUCGGCGUGUGGGCUGCGGACCCUGCGGCGGGGAGUGGGACGGUGCGCGAGAUGAAGUGGGCGGUGAACGACACGGCGUUCGUCAAGGCCUUUGUGGCGGAAAACAAGGGAAAGAAACUCCCGGGAAUCGUCGAGUACGUCCGCGACGGCGGUUGCAUGCGCGUGGCCCUCCUGCUUCCGCAGAAACCAGGAGAACCUCUCAAAGUCGUCUACCUCCCCAUCCUCCUCUCAGGCAUCCAGUGUGACGGUUUCAAGCGCGAGCAACAGGAAGGCUCGACUGAGUUCAAAGUGGUCCCAGAGCCCUACGCAGUCGAGGCGCGUUUCUUCGUGGAGAUUCGAUUGCUGAACCGGGAUGUAGAAGUUCGCAUAGAAGGCUGCGAUGAAUAUGGCAACGUGAACGGGACGGUCUACCACCCAAAGGGGAACAUUAGCGUCUUGCUCCUGCAGAACGGCCUCGCGAAGAUCCAAACUGGAACAUUGAGCCUGACCGAGUGCGCGUCUCAACUCUCACAAGCCAUGCGAGAGGCCCAGCAGAAGCAACUGCGAAAGUGGAAGGGCUGGUCGUCUUCGACGUCGGCGGUCGCCUCGAAGAAUUACAUGGCUCAGGUUGCAGAAAUUUUGAGCGGAGACAGCGUCGUUCUGCGACUCCCAGACGGCAGCGAACGGCGCGUGUACCUCGCCAGCAUCCGGUGUCCGCGUGCUGCCGGUGUCGGCAAGACUGCGUCUCGCGAGGAAGAAAGCAUCGCGUUCGAAACGAAGGAAUUCGUUCGCAAAAAGCUCAUCGGGAAGAACGUCAAGGUCUUCGUGGAGUACCUUCGAGAGCCGCUCCCGAGCGCGUCGGGCGCGGCGUUGCCGCCCGCGAGCGACGACCAGGGACGCAUGCACUUUGUCAGUUUGUGGAUUCCAAACAGCCCGAAGGACACCGAUCCCACGCAAACGAAAAACGGCCAGAACAUUGCCGAGUUGCUUCUCCAAGCUGGACUCGCCAAGACUAUCCCCCACCGAGCCGACGACGAACGCGCCGCUGAGUACGAGAAAUAUCUGGAGCUGGAGCAAGUCGCAACUCAGCAGAAGAAGGGUUUGCAUGCGCCGCCUCAGCAGUGGAAAGUCCACCGCAUCAUCGACUUGCUCGGCCCCACAAACGCCCAACGCGCCAAUGCGUAUUUCCAACAACUCGAGAGAAUCCCGAAACUCGACGGUGUCGUGGACCAUGUCUUCGGCCCUGGCAGAUUCAAGAUUCGAAUUCCUUCGCAAAACAUUGCGAUUUCGUUUGUGUUGGGAGGCCUUCGGUGCCCCCAGACUGCACCUCGCCCAGGGUCGUUUGCGGCGACUGCGCGGCCAGGCAAGGCUCGCGAGGCAGAGCCGUUUGGGGAGGAGGCGCUGAGUUUCUCCCGCGCGCGGGUGUUGCAGCGCGACGUGCAGGUGAAAGUUGAGUCCGUGGACAAGGGCGGAAACUUUAUCGGCAACUUCUGGUACGGUCAGGGCAAGCAAAACCUCGCAGUCGACCUCCUUGAGCUCGGCUACGCCCACACCGUCGAUUUCUCGCUCGCCAGGUGUUCGUUGCGCGAGUUGCUCACGGCGGCGGAGGCAAAGGCGAAGGCUGCUCGGAUGAACAUUUGGAGUCUCCCGGGAGCUCUGGAGGCGGAGGAAAACGCGGCGAAAGAAGUCCAAGUCGACGAAGUCCUCCCCCACGUGACUGUGACCCACGUCGAGGGCGUCGACAGCUUCUUCAUUCAGGAUCCAUCGAGUGCUGAUUUGCAGAGUGUCAUGUCGACGCUCGGGAAGUACGGCGCUGAAGGAUCCUCGAACCUCGAUGACACGUACACGCCGGGAGGGUUGCCGCGGAAAGGCGAAGUUGUCAUUUGCAAAUUUUCGGCAGACAACCUGUGGUACCGCGGGCGCGUCGACGCGAGAGACAGCAGCGGGAAAGAGCCGCAGAUUUCCGUUUUUUAUAUCGACUUUGGAAACCGGGAAACUCUGCCCCUCCACGCAGUGCGCAGGUGUCCAGACGCUGUGGCCACAAGCAAGUUUCCGCCACAGGCGAAGCAGUGCUGUCUCUCAGGUCUUUUACCGCCGCCAGAAAUGGAAUUUGAAGCGGCUUCCUACUUGGAUGAAGUGACACAAAACCUCGUUUUCCAGUGCAAAGUCGAGAAGAUCGACAUCCAGAAGAGGCGGCAUUGCAUCCUCACACCGCAAGAAGACCUCGGAACAGGAAAGACUGGAAACACCGUGAACGAAAAGAUGCUCCGAAAAGGUUUGGCGUGCUUGGACAAAAAGUCCAACACGAAAUACUUCCACCGAUUCCAAGUUGAGGAAGAAGCCGCUCGCAAGGCUCACGUGAACGUAUGGAGAUACGGCGACUGCGGAGGAGACGAUGAAGAGGACUACCCCUCUCUCAACGGGCGAGGGUAG
This is a messenger RNA of Neospora caninum, 2817 nucleotides long. RefSeq lists its product as hypothetical. Gene Ontology annotation, molecular function: RNA binding; nuclease activity. Gene Ontology annotation, cellular component: RISC complex; cytosol; nucleus. Lineage: Eukaryota; Apicomplexa; Conoidasida; Eucoccidiorida; Sarcocystidae. The record is from RefSeq and is a predicted model, not a curated record. Gene Ontology annotation, biological process: regulatory ncRNA-mediated gene silencing; mRNA catabolic process. Bases 1 to 2817 code for a protein of 938 amino acids. The transcript is spliced from 12 exons.